Molecule: messenger RNA, 990 nt
Organism: Trichoplax adhaerens
Lineage: Eukaryota; Metazoa; Placozoa; Uniplacotomia; Trichoplacea; Trichoplacidae
Exons: 2
Coding region: 1-990 (329 amino acids)
Biological process (GO): G protein-coupled receptor signaling pathway
Cellular component (GO): membrane
Molecular function (GO): G protein-coupled receptor activity
Source: RefSeq, a predicted model, not a curated record
AUGGCCAAUGUUUCUGGUAACGUAACAUCUACACCUGCUGCAGUUGCUCCGCAAGUAGACCCAUGGCUUGGUCUUCGCGUUGGCAUCGGUACUGCUGCAUGUAUAGUUUUUAUACUUGGAUUUUUUGGUAAUCUAACCAUUCUCGUCACCAUUAUUAAAAAUAAAAGAAAAGGUAUGAACACCUUAAUGUACUACUUGAUCUGUAAUUUAGCAGUCUACGACAUAUUAGUCAUGAUUAUUUCGUUACCGAUGACUAUCGUCCAAGAUUUGGCAUUCUAUUGGGUUUUUGGUCCAGUUUUAUGCCGUAUUACGCUUGGCCUACCAUUUUUAUUUGCAGCAGGCUCAAUUACAACUAUGGUAGCUAUAGCUAUCGAUCCAUUUUCGUUUGCUUUGCCUUCUAUUAUUUACACUCAAUAUGAUACAUCAGUGCCAGGUUACCCCCAAUGUGGUAUCGAAUUUUCAACUGAUCCAAAUCAGCAAAUGGAGUCUUUACGAAUCUAUACGAUUGCGAUAUUUGUCAUCCUUUUUAUCACUCCCUUACUUAUUGUUGUCUGCAUAUACUCAUUAAUUUUAUAUGAGAUACACCGACGUAACAAUAAAGCUAAUCUUCACUAUAAUCGAGCCUAUGGUAAAGCUAAUCGCAAAACCAUUAAAAUGAUGUUACUAGUAUCGGUCACAUUUAUAAUGUGUUGGAUACCAUUAUUUAUUUGCUUCUUUAUUAUUGCGUACGGAGCAGUAACCAACCAAACUCGUAUAACUUUCUUCUUUAUUUAUGCUGUAAGCCAUUUAGUAAGUUAUUGCAACAGUGCAGCUAAUCCGUUAAUAUACGCUGGAUUUACCUCAAGAUUUCGAAAAUCUUUAUGGUAUGUGUUCUCACUUCAGAUAGUAAAAGAAAUCUCAGAGCACCGCUGUGGUUUGCAGUCACGAGAAACGAAGGUCAUGCGAUUAUCAGUUAGUAAAAGACAAAAAUCAGAGCACCGGCAACUUUAA